AUGGUCUUGGAUAAUAUAGAGAAUCAAAAACCAAUUAGAUCACCAAUCAAUGGUAAAAUUGAUGCUUCACCAAGAAGACAAAGAAUCAUUAGUGAAUCAACUGGUCUUGUUAAGUUUAAUUUAUCUCAAAAGGCUCAACAAAGAGAAGAAUCUAUUAAAAAUUUCCAAUCAUUAGAACAAAAAGCUGUUAAUAAUGAAAAUUUAUCUUCACCAACAACAAAUAAUCAUAAAAAUGGGUUGAAAUUAACUGGCUCUAUGAUAUCACCAAAAAGAUCUUCUUUAGAUCCACCUUUUUCACCAACAAAACCAGCAAGAUCUAAUAUUAGUCCUUCAAAAACUAAUAAUUUAGGUAUGAUUAAUGAAAAUAUAAUGCUUGAAUUAGCAACAAAACAAAGAGAAGUUUUAGAAUUAAAAUCAAAUAUGGAAUUAUUGAAAAAACAAUUAUCACAAUCUGAAAAAGAACUUUGGGAAAUUGAAAAAAAAUGUAAUAGAACAAAUGUUUCAACUUUACCACCUGCUUUAACUCCAUCAAGAAGAUCAUCACCAACAAGAUCUUUAAUUAAUACCCAUGAACCAUUAUCACAUCAACCACAACAACAACAACAACAGUUUAGACAACCAUCACCUGGUUUAAGAUCAAAACAAUCAUUAAGUGCAAUCAAGGCAAGUAUUGAAUCAAGUUUUGAAGCUACAGCAAAUCAACAAAGUCAAAAUUUUGCAUCAUUAAAGAAAAAAAUUUCAAUUCAACAAUUAACAAAUAAUAAAUCAAAUUUAAAUUUUAAAACAAUUCAAAAAGAUUUCCAAGAAAAUUGGUCAAAAUCAAUUAAUGCUUUUUCAAAUUUAACAAAUGAUUUUAUAAAAGAUAUUAAUCAAGUUAGUAAUUCAAAUAGUAGUUCAAAUCAUAGUUCAACUUCAUCAAAUUCAAAUAAAAAUAAUCAUAAUGAAAGUGAUGAAGAAGAUUAUGAAAGUGAUGUAAGUGAUUAUGGUUGUGCAGAUGCAAGUGAUUAUCAAAUUGCAGUUAAAUAA
This is a messenger RNA of Hansenula ciferrii, 1026 nucleotides long. RefSeq names its product Acf4p (gene ACF4). Lineage: Eukaryota; Fungi; Ascomycota; Saccharomycetes; Phaffomycetales; Wickerhamomycetaceae. The transcript has a single exon. The record is from RefSeq and is a predicted model, not a curated record. The coding region runs from base 1 to 1026 and encodes 341 amino acids.